Messenger RNA from Ipomoea nil (Japanese morning glory), 2942 nucleotides. RefSeq lists its product as uncharacterized. The transcript is spliced from 5 exons. The record is from RefSeq and is a predicted model, not a curated record. The coding region runs from base 668 to 2728 and encodes 686 amino acids. Gene Ontology annotation, cellular component: cytoplasm. NCBI's taxonomy places the organism in Eukaryota, Viridiplantae, Streptophyta, Magnoliopsida, Solanales, Convolvulaceae. Gene Ontology annotation, molecular function: protein kinase binding.
AGAAAACAAAAAUCAAAAUAAUAAUUAGAAUAAACCGGCGCCGCUCAUUUGGAAAUUGGAACAAUCUCCUAUAUAUCACCACCAACCAUCUCCAGCGGUCCAGCCGUUUCCUAGGGCUUCAUAUUCUACACAAGUUCUUCUUUUUCUCUUUUCGUCAUUUUUUUUGAACACAUAAAUUAAAAACCCAUAAAAAAGCUUUUCUUUUGCCGCUUUCAUGUUAGUUAGUUACUUUGCGUCAUUGAGGAUUUGAAGAGAACGUAAAUCUGGCUAAGACGAGGUGGGAGUUUCUAAUGCUUAGUAAGGAUUGGAUCGAUAGAGCUAACAAAAAUCUUCUUCCAGUCUGGCCACUAUAAAAACUUCCAACUUUUCUCCCACCUCAAAGCAGGUGUGGGGUGAAAACGAGGGGGUGAUACUGUUAUGUGUUCUCAGGAGAUCAAAAUCAUCACAUAUUUGGAGAUUGCGCCGUGUCUCUGAGGGAUUAUCACUUGAUUAUGGCUAAGGUCAACCUGAGCUAAGCUUUGGGAAAGAUUGUGGUAGCAUGCUAUUUAAGUUCACUGAAACUGUAGUUGUUGAAUCAGUUGGUUAGUAAUACGUUAGAUGGUAGGGAUCCUUAAUACUAGAAGGCAAGCAGAUCUCGUGUGAAUUAGAUUUAGUUAUUCCUAUCAGAAUGGUUAGAUUUUCCUGCUUCCAUGCUCAAAUCCACUCGCAUAAACAAAAGAAGCCAGUCCAAAUGUCUGCUGAAGUAAUGCAAAAGAGCCUGGAGGAUCAUUCUCAGAAUCAUUCCAUGAAGGAUUUUAGUUAUUGUCAAGCUACCAGUCCUCCGCACUUGAAUGAGGAGUGUGAUGCUGGCCAUGUUAUAGAUUCCUCUUCUAAUGAUCAUGGCAGUAAAUCUGAAGAGAACGGGGAUGAAUACAAAAGUGAAUGCACUGCAAGUGUUGAUCAUAAUAGUGCAAAUAUUAAAAAGAGUAAGUCUUUAGGCUUUGGAUUGGGCUGGGAGGAAGGAAGGCUGUAUGAUGACUAUAACUCAGAGGAUGAAAGUCGUGAAAGAUUUUCAUUUGAUGGAUCAGAUACCCAAGAUGGUGCCAAGGAUUUCGUAACUAACUUGCUCAAUAACAGUCAAGAGGUGCAGCCCUCUACAUCUGUUCAAGUAAAUUCUGAUUUGGCAAACUCUGAAUCUAUAUCUGUGAUUGAAUACCAGAAAGAGUCAGAGAGAGAAGAAGAAUGUGAAAACUAUGGCUUUCACCAAUCUGGAGCUGAUGAGCCUGUUGUGCAUCCACCUCGCACUUCAUUUACCUUUGCAAAAUCAUGUUCUUUGCCUAACAUGCACUCCACUGGUCAACAUUUUACAUCCAGUAUGCCUUAUCCCAGAUCUGCUGAGGAUUUGAUUGUUCUAGAGACAAGAAGAAAGGAAAUUAUAAUGGAUGGAUUAGCGAAACAAGUUAUGCAGCAUGGGGAAAGAGAGGGCUAUGUUCAAAAUGAUGAGAAAAUUACUGGUGAAAAUCCAGUUGAUGACAAUUAUGGAACCUAUAACUAUGUGGGCUCAGCAAAAGAAUGGAUUGUGCCUGUGUUAGAUGAGGUGAGUAUGCAGAAGAACAUUAAUGGAGAAUCCUUGGUUUGCCAGUUGAAUGAGUUACCAAACAAGGAUUUUAGGCAAAAACGAAUUGAGGAGUGGGUUACAAAUCUCCAGGAUUGUGACCCUCUUGAAGAAACAAAUGAAUUAGCUAUCCCUGAUAGUAGUGAUCAUGAGAAGAUACAUAAUGAUAAAGUCUUGGAUGGGUCACCCCUGGGAAAGUUGGACGAGAAGGUGAAUCCUGGUAUGGAAGCAGUUAAGAAAUAUAUCUCUUCUUUGAGUGCUUUAGCCACGUCUGUUCAACUUGUAAAUCACGGAUUGGUUGUUAUUCCAUUUCUCAGUACCUUUCUGAGCCUCAAAGCACUUAAUUUAUCUGGAAACUCCAUAGCAAAGAUUACUGCGGGUGCUUUGCCUCGAGGGCUUCAUAUUUUGAAUCUUUCCAGAAAUAAUAUCUCAACUAUUGAAGGAUUACGAGAGCUUACUCGACUUCGUGUACUUGACCUGAGCUACAAUCGAAUACUGAGAAUUGGACACGGUCUUGCUUACUGUUCCUCCCUGAAAGAGUUGUACCUAGCAGGCAACAAAAUUAGUGAGGUCGAGGGUCUUCACCGCCUCCUAAAAUUGAAUAUUUUGGAUCUGAGGUUUAAUAAAAUAUCUACAGCCAAAUCUCUGGGCCAACUUGCAGCUAAUUACAAUUCUCUGCAAGCAAUCAACCUGGAAGGAAACCCUGCCCAGAAGAAUGUCGGUCAUGAACAGCUAAGGAAGUACGUGCAGAGUCUUCUUCCACAGCUCGCAUACUAUAAUAGACAAUCCAUCAAAAUUGGCACAUUGAAGGAUUCAUCAGACCGGUCUUCUCGACUAGGCAUUGGUUCCCACCAGGCUGACCGUGGCGUUAAAGCAGAACUCAAGGUUGUGCGGAAGGGAACCACAAGUGUUUCUUCACACAAAGCAUCAUCCUCGUCCAUUCAUGGUCGUAAAGGUCAAUCAAAUUCCUCACCGAAGCGAUCCAAAAGCAGACAUGGUCACUUGCCUCCAAGUGCAUCUCGAAGAAGCAAUCAUCACCUUCAUCCUAGUGAAUCCAACAACAAGCUCGCAAAUUUCAGACCCGAACCCUCUAUGCGCAGGAGCCGCAGUGAGGGCACUCUUGGCAUUUUCUGAAAUAUGAUUAUUUCUGAUUUGUGAUCAAAAUACCAGUGACUUCUAGUCUGGGAUGUUGAUACAUUUAUGCCCCUGCUUGGAAUUUACUUUCUUGUUAUGUGAUUGCAGCUGGUUUGUCAUGUGUGAACCAUUUGUUUUUCUUUGGUUUUAUUUAAGCUUUCAUGUUCCUUUCUGGAAUUCCAAUGUCAAUAAAGGGCAGUUUUUAUAUUUUCAA